AUGAUCUUUGAAGAUGAUCUCAUACAUCCCAGCCCAAUCUGCUGCAUAAACUUUGAGCAGGCUCGCCAACACCUUAUUUUCCCAUAUAACACAAUCUGCAAGUGCCUUCUGAGCCAGGAAAACAUCACCCUUGGCUCUUAUGAGAUCAAGCACAAUGUUUGCUUUAGAGCCAUUGCAUAUAAGCUGUACAAUGACUUGGCAACCUGGUGCUCUGAUCUGAAGAAAAUUGCCAUCUCUAUCACACCUUUGGCAUAUGCUCUUUCCCCGCCAGCUGACAUUCUGGUCCAAGAGUGUGCAGCUUGGGUUGAAGCUGCCACUGCAGAAUUACUGGACAGUGGUAGAUUCCUGCACUGUGGACUAGACAAAUUGGGGAAACCAGGAAUUUUGCACACCCUGCACUUCUUGAGGGUAUCGCGACCAGCCAUUUUCCAGAAGGAGGUGCCAUUAAAAUGCUUAGCUCUUGUUUGCACAGCAUUUCAUUGUGUCUUCCAGGGCCUCAAGAAAGAUGGUAAUGGCAAAUGUUAUUCAAAGUUCACUUCCAAGGAGUAUGAGUCCAUUUUCCAUUCAAUGCUCAGGCUACUCAAUGAUGUCAUGAAAGACCCAUAUCACAGUCCAAAGCUGGUGCAGCAGCUUCAUGAAUGGGCCAAGGUUGGAUGGGUAGAGGCAACCAAACCUGAUGGCAUUGACACGUCGAAACAUCACCACCCACGUGUCCAGCCUGAUUGA
Suillus paluster is the source of this 726-nucleotide messenger RNA. RefSeq lists its product as uncharacterized. Lineage: Eukaryota; Fungi; Basidiomycota; Agaricomycetes; Boletales; Suillaceae. The record is from RefSeq and is a predicted model, not a curated record. The coding region runs from base 1 to 726 and encodes 241 amino acids. The transcript is spliced from 7 exons.